ACCUGCUGUUUUCAGCUUGCCUGGACCGCGAGAGGGCCGCGGAUGGGGGCGCCCGGGAGGCCAAAUUCCCCUGCCCCCUUGCCAUGUGGGAGCUCGGACACUGCGAUCCCAAGAAAUGCACCGGGAGAAAACUCGCCCGGAAGGGGUUGCUGCGAACCCUGCGCCUCCGCCAGAGAUUCCCGGGCGUCGUCCUGAGUCCGCUGGCUACGGAGUACGUCUCUCCGGCUGACAGGCGUGUCAUUGCUCAGAGUGGAAUUGCAGUCAUAGAUUGCUCAUGGGCCAAAUUAGAAGAAACUCCCUUUAACAGAAUGAGGGGGAGUCAUCCGCGGUUGCUGCCUUACUUGGUGGCUGCAAAUCCUGUAAACUACGGUCGGCCAUGCAAGCUGUCCUGUGUGGAAGCUUUUGCUGCAGCAUUUUGCAUUGUUGGAUUCCCAGAUCUAGCCACCAUUCUUCUAAGGAAAUUUAAAUGGGGUAAGGCAUUUCUUGACCUGAACGAAAAUCUCUUGGAAAAAUAUGCAGCCUGUCAUUGCCAGGACGAUAUGCUAAUCAUUGAGAAGGACUUCUUAGCCUGUGUCCAAGAAGAAAAAGACGAAGAAGUAGAUCCAUUUGAUGUUGACCUAGAAAAAGAAGUUUCUAAUCCCAACAGGCCAGUCAAUUCCUCAGGUCUAGCACCAAGGAAAGAAGACUCUGAGGAGGACAGUGUAAGCAAUUCAGAUGAUGCCACUGAGAGCAGCGAAAGCAUUGAUGAGAGCAAUCCAGAAGACAUAAAAAUCCCCAGUAAUCCCAAAGAGUUGUAACAUCUUGUAUAAAGAAAUUUUUUUGCGACUACUUGAGUGUGUCUUGUUGACCUGUAACUUGAUGCUUAGCAAACCUCAGUCUCUAUGCAGGUUUGUAGAUAUUUUUAGGCACGAGGUGUUUUUAGGCUCUAGGUUAUUAAAUUUUUAGGUAAGUAUGGAACAUUAAAUUAUUUUGUAAGGAGUUUGAAGUUUAGUUACAAGUGAAAAAAUAACCCAGUAUUCUAAUUGAUGUGUCUGGAAAGUGGUUUAUUAUAAACUUCAUUAUUAAACUAACAGUAUAUUAGGUAAACUUUCUUAGCUUCUGGUCUGUAUUUCAAUUGGAGAACAUGCUAUUGGCCUGUUCAUUGUACCUGCCACAUAGGGAGUCUCUUGACUUUUUGCAGGCUUGAAUCUGCCAUAUGUAUUUCAACUACUUCAUCUAUUUAGAAUAAACUGAGCUAAGCCUGAAAGGAAAAAACACUUCUUGGAACUGCUUUAACAUUUCAGUAUGUCUUUUCAGGAACUUUAAUUGUUCAUUUUAGUUAUUUAGAUACAGUCCUAAGCAACAACAAGUGUUUUUGGCACUUCAUACUCAGAACUGUACUAUGAAAUUUCACAUCACAGGUUCAUCAGUGCUAUCUCUGUGCAUUUUCAUCACUCAAAGUGGCACUGUACCAAGUCAGAAAUAAACAUUGUCUGGCCCUUAAAGCUUUGUGAUACACCCAUACCAGCACUAGUAUCUCAGGUCACUUUUCCCAGCGCUUGCCAGUUUGUAUAGUGAAAAUGAGCUGUUAGCAGUUGUUUUCUAUAUAUUUAAAUAGAAUACUCUUUGGAGUUUCAGGCACCCAACUGAAACCUAAACUUUAGUGAUCAUUCAGUAGAAUUGGAGAUACCAAGGACAAUUUGUAGAUUCACCUUCACAACUCAAAGUUCUUCACAUCACAGGACUUUCUCCUCUUGUCCCUCUACUACUAGAGGGAUUAAAUACUAAGGGCUACUGGAGCUAGAGCUGGGAGUAACAGCAGCAGUUUGGGUGGUACAAAUACUCAAUUUCCCUUUUAAAAACGAGAAGGACAAGUAAAUUAAUUCUAUAAGGAGACAUUCCCUUUGAUUUGGUUUUUUCAAUAACUUCCCCACCCAUAUAAAAUCUGUCCUAAAUGUGCUGCUUUAGCAAGGGUUUCUUAGACAGUGACAAGAAAGCAUUUCAACAUAACAAAAGACUGAGAACCAUGGGAGCACAUCAGCUAUUCUAAUUUGGAGGAACGCUUUUACAUUAUUAAGCUGUAGUAAUCAAAUGGAGACAAGCAAAACAGAUCUGGAAACAGAGCUGUAUAACUUUGAUCAUAGAGCACAUCCUCUCCGUAGAAGCUAUAUGCAUUAAUAAAUGGAAAGAGGCACAAAAUUACUUCUAGCAAUAAUAAACAAGCGCCAUUUGAAAAUC
Messenger RNA from Zonotrichia albicollis (white-throated sparrow), 2217 nucleotides. The record is from RefSeq and is a predicted model, not a curated record. NCBI's taxonomy places the organism in Eukaryota, Metazoa, Chordata, Aves, Passeriformes, Passerellidae.